CUUGCUGUCGUAGCCCUUCUGGGUCUCCCGCCCGCCUCCCCGCUUUCGCCAACACUACUCACUCAACUUUCAGCUCGCUUUCCUCGGUCAGUCCGGACGGAGGAACCCAGGCGUCCUGCUGGCUCCCUCCCUCCCUCCUUCUCCUCCUCCCCCCAAAACCACACACACACACACAUAUACACACCAACCAACCAACCAACCAAGAAUCCGGCUGACUUCUCUCGCCUGCAUCAGUUCCAGAUCCUCCUGCCCACCAUGCUGUUUCCCCUGGUGGUGAUGCUGCUGCAGGCGGGCAGCAUUCGGGGCAGCCUGCCUUUCUACAAUGGCUUCUACUAUGACCGCGUCAUGAAUGAUCAUGGAGAAAGCAAUGGAGAAGUUCAAUUCAGUGGCGUACGGUUGAUGAUCGAGACAUCACACGAUGCCGUUUUUUCCCACCGGGGCGGCAACGUCACGCUGCCCUGCCGCUAUUACUACUCCCCCCAGCUGGCGGCGCCGCGCAAGAUUCGGAUCAAGUGGUCCAAACUGCAGGAGGACAGCACGAAAGACGCGGACGUGCUGGUCGCCUCUGGGUCAAAGCACCGCAGCUUCGGCCACUUCCGAGGGCGCACCCGUCUCCAGCGGUCUUCGGAGGAGGAAGUGUCCCUGGUGAUCCAGGACAUCGACUUGCACGACGCUGGGAAGUACCGCUGCGAGGUCAUCGAUGGGCUGGAAGACGAGAGUGGGAUUGUGGAGCUCGGACUGAGAGGUGUGGUCUUUCCUUACCAGCCUCACCGCGGGCGGUACACGCUCAACUUCCACGAGGCCAAGAAAGCCUGCGAAGAGCAGGAUGCUGUGAUCGCCUCGUUCGAUCAGCUCUUUGAUUCUUGGAUGGAGGGUCUGGACUGGUGUAACGCAGGGUGGUUGAUAGAUGGCACCGUCCAGUACCCGAUCACGGUGCCACGGGAGCCCUGUGGCGGGAAGGGUGUGGCCUCCGGCAUCCGGAACUACGGGGAACGCCACAAGAACCUCAACCGCUUUGAUGUCUUCUGCUUCUCCUCUGCUCUGAAAGGGACUGUUUAUUAUCUGGCCCAUCACCAGAGAUUCACCUUGGAAGAGGCAAAGCAAGCAUGUCAGGAUGACCAAGCUGAGAUCGCCAAGGUGGGCCAACUUUAUUCGGCAUGGAAGUUCAUGGGCUUGGAUCAAUGCGACGCUGGCUGGCUGGCCGACGGGAGCGUGCGCUACCCCAUCGCUUUCCCCCGGCCCAACUGCGGCCCGCUGGAACCAGGCGUCAGGAGCUUUGGUUACCCCAAGUCCGGGAAAUUUGGUGUCUACUGUUACAGGAUGAGCUAAAGGCCAGCCAACAAAGAGCGAAGAAGACUCCUUAAGGGGGGGGGGGACGCGGACCUUCUGUUGCUGCCGAAGAGUUUCUUAUUUAACGAGCCAAUCUCUGGGGGCAGUUUUGAAUCGUAUGUUGGUUACUGUUGCGUUUGGGUUUGUCUUUUAAAUUUUUAUUUUUACAUUUUUGUAACGAAAGGGAAGACGCUGGACGAUUCGUCAGUGGUGGCCAUGGAGUUACUGGGGUGCUGAUGCUAAGAUUUUUCCGGCUUCGUUAUUCAACGAAUCCUUGAGUGGCCGAAGAGGUGGUUGGAUGGCAUCUCCCAGCAUUCCUCUCAGUAGUGGUGCUGGCUGGCGGCUGCUGGGAAUUGUAGUCCGAGGUCUAGAGCAGUGGUGCCCCAACCUGGGGUCCCCAGAUGUUCUUAGACUGCAACUCCCAAAAAUCCUGGGCCAGCACAGCGAGGGAUGAAAGCUUCCGAGAGUUUUAGCCCAAGAACAUCUGGAGAACCAAGGUCGGGAACCACUGAAAUAGAGGGGUGGCAUGUUGCCGGCCCUAAUUUACUUCAACCUUAGGGGGGGGAACUGUGAUGGGUGAGCUAUUUUCCUUCUGAAUCUGGGCAUCUUAGCACCGAGAAAGCUGUCUUAUGUACAGCUAGCUCAAUGCUGCGAUUUUAACAUCUCACCGAAGGAAUUCCGAAGGUAUCAAUGUGAUAUUUUCCAGUCCUUCCAGGCAUAAAGGUUUCAUUGUUACAAUGUUUACAGAAGGCCAGAUGUUUUGACUUUGGAAAGUGGGCCAGAUGUGGGAGACUUUUUUAAAAACACACACACACUGCUUAGGGCACCACAAGCAGUUUCUGGCCUGAGUAAGAGCCAUCACUUAGCUGGUAUUAAAUUAUCACAAAUAAGGGCUGCUUUGCCUCUUUGGUUGAUUGUUGCGCAUCUCCGAGUGUUGUGAUGAUUUUGCUGUUCCGAUCGGGCUUGAUCUGGAGACCUUUCGCUGUCAGAGGCCAAGAGGACCACCUCUUGACCCUGUCUUCAAUGUGCAAAACCUAGUUGAACUAGCUGUUGAAUGUGAUUUUCGUUGAGUCUCUCUGAGUCUCAUCACGGAGAGGUUUUGGAGGCUAAUUUGCGGGGUGCCUGAGGAAAAUGGGUGUAGUGGUGCUUCAAAAUAAAAAAGUAACUUUCCCCAUUGACAACAGCACCGAGCUGCAGAGACUAUAACUUAUUAGCAGCAGCUCUGCUUCGGAUGUUAGGUGCCUGGGUCAAUCCUGGUGUCGUUAAUUAAAGUGGUCGGGUAGCCAGUGAUGGAAAAAUAUCUCAGGUUCAAUGAUGGGCAGAGCUAUUUCAAGAUCUGUUGUUCGAUUUCUGGGUAAUCUAUAAGAGAUCUGUAAGAUUUUCUGACUCACAGUGGCUUACCACUCCUGGAAACUAAAGGGUUUAUUUUUCUCUUUGACCCCUGCCAUGUGUCAGCUUUCAUUAAGGAAAAAAAAAGGGAGCAGGUAGGAGAACAGUAAAUUUACUUCCAGUACUGACAAAUGUAUGCUCAGGGGUACCGUGGUCCUUAAUUCUUUUCUUUAGCACCUGUGUGUAGUUCAGAGGUGAGAAACUUUUGUCCCUUCAUCCUGUUUCAGAGGGUAGCUCCCAUAUUUCCCUUCCAUUGAUUUCUGAUGGGUGGGGGAUUCUGGGUGCUGUAGUUGACAAAGGGAACUAUUUCAGGCUGUUUUGCCCAGCUAGGUCUUAACCUGACACUUUUGACUCAUGAAAACAAAGCCUGUCUUCGCCCUCCCAAGUGCAAGAACAAAGCCCUCCAGUGCUCAAUGUUGCGUUGCAGCAAUGAGGACUGGAAACUUGUCCCUGUUUUUAAAAAAGGAAACACAGAUCAUCUCACAGGGUUCAGUUCUUGCACUACAAUCUGUACGUUGUCGCUACUUUUAUUUUACAUGCAGAGAAAAACGAACAAACCAGGGGACCUUUUUUAAAAAAUAAAUAAAUGCGGCACUACUAUUUUGAGAAACA
Molecule: messenger RNA, 3330 nt
Organism: Pogona vitticeps (central bearded dragon)
Lineage: Eukaryota; Metazoa; Chordata; Lepidosauria; Squamata; Agamidae
Gene: HAPLN3
Product: hyaluronan and proteoglycan link protein 3
Biological process (GO): skeletal system development; cell adhesion; positive regulation of neuroblast proliferation
Cellular component (GO): synapse; perineuronal net
Molecular function (GO): hyaluronic acid binding
Source: RefSeq, a predicted model, not a curated record